AUGAAGCCCAAAACUCUCCAGCGAGUCUGGAGAGAAAUCAAAGAAGCCAAUGCGGAUUUCUUUAAUCUGCGGACUGUGAUAUCUCCGGAUCCUGACGACGAUGCUACACGCUUUUACUUUAUCAUGAUGCCGAACGACGGGGCCAUGGCUCACCUCACCUUGGUUGGCACCUUCUACAUUUCCGAGGGAUACCCGGAGACUCCGCCAAUUGUGCAACUGUACACACCUACGGGACGGUACAAUGUGGAUGCUUACAGGUCUUAUCUUGACCGGGAGGACAAAAGAUCCAGCACAAUGUGUUUCGAUAUUCUUCGUUCAGAAGCUCAAGGCGGGACCUGGAAGCCACAGUACACUCUCAGCUCACUUUUCGCCUCGCUGAUGUCUGCGAUCGUCUCCUUCUAUGUUGCACAGCAAUUUGGGAACGAUAGACCCGAAUACGUAUCUAUGGAAAAUCUCCGCAAGGUCAAAGAAUCGGUCACCAGGACUUAUAAGCGAUACAAGGAUCGAUUGCCAGAUGUACCCCGAAUCCCUUUGGUCGAAGCAACCACAGUACCUGCUACAUGCCUUUUCUCUCCUCGAAAAAUCGUAGCCGGCAGUCCUGAAAUUAUCACAUCAGAGCCAAUAUACCUGCAGACCGAAUCUCAAGAGGUGCAUUCAUUUGCCGUUGACCUAUCCAGUUUACAUCCAGGAAUUGUGUUCUCGGUCAUCCUGAGCAACUGCAAAACCGACUUGUUGGGCAAGAAAUCUGGAACAAUCCUCGUACGGAAUGGAGUUACAGCAACUGCAGCACGCAAACUUGCCAACGGCACAACCAGAUGGUUUUAUCACGGGAAGCCGAUGAAUGACGGAGACAUGCGUUUGCAUGUGACGAUUGGUAGGGAACAGAUGACUUUUGCCUAUUACGAAGAUGGUCAUCUAUAUGUUCAUGGGGAUAGUCCGGUAUCGCGCUUAUCUGCGGACCAUAUUGGCGACGUGAGAGGGAUCCCCUUUUAUGUGCACAUUUACACCAAAGACAAGACGGCGAAGGAGCCAGUCACGAUAGACGUGCUUGACAUUGGUGGGAAAGGCUAUGUGCAUGAGUCAGUGAGCGAGGACGAGCGUAAUGAUUUCGGGUUCGAGCUCAUACAAUCUUCAGAGGCUGAAGAAAUCCCUGAGCAUGUUGGAAAGCCAGACGCGGAGGAGCAUGGAUUGGAUGAUGGAAUGAUGAAAGAGUUUUCAGGAUUGGUGCUUGAAUAG
This is a messenger RNA of Didymosphaeria variabile, 1236 nucleotides long. Its product is annotated as Ubiquitin-conjugating enzyme E2 6. NCBI's taxonomy places the organism in Eukaryota, Fungi, Ascomycota, Dothideomycetes, Pleosporales, Didymosphaeriaceae. The record is from RefSeq and is a predicted model, not a curated record. The transcript has a single exon. Bases 1 to 1236 code for a protein of 411 amino acids.